AUGCCAGGCCGCAAUACCUGUGUGACAGAACUUUCUUGUGCGGAUAGUCCCCUCUCAACUACCGGCAGUGUUAUCGGUAUCCUCACACUUGCAUACGCACUCUUCCUUACGAUUAUGUUUCAAAUGAAUGCAAUAGCUGGAGUGGAUACGGAAAUCGACGAGUUUAUCGACCGUUUGAGAGGGGAGUAUGAAUCUUUGAAACGGGCCGUGAAGUUGCUCGAUGAAUUUGGAGACAGAAUUCCCCAAACCACAAGACGCAACGUGGGAUUUAUAGCACAAGAAGCUACGAACAUUGUCCUGAACGAUGCAUCACCGCCACUAUUAGCAGAAGGGGCAGACUUUGAAUGGAUGCCAUGUUCAUUGAGACGGCUUUUCAGAAGAAGUGAUUUCCUCCGAAGAAAUAAAACCGUUUUCAACGAUCACCAGAAGGUAAUAGAAAAACGAAUGCAGGUUGAGGGAAUGUGCAGUCAGGCUUUAUAA
Penicillium digitatum Pd1 is the source of this 480-nucleotide messenger RNA. The record is from RefSeq and is a predicted model, not a curated record. NCBI's taxonomy places the organism in Eukaryota, Fungi, Ascomycota, Eurotiomycetes, Eurotiales, Aspergillaceae.